GCCACCUAGAGGCUAUAACUAGUACUUGACCGUGUUGCUGCAAGUGAUCAAAGGACACAGUGGACACCUGCGCCUGGACACAGCCGAGCUCCAGCGAUGUCCAAGUGGCUGAACGACGGCGAGGUGCUAGAAGGUACAGGGAGCUGCGAGGUGGUACCCGUAAGCCCGCGACCUCAGAUUCCGCCAGCAGGGAGCCCAAAGUUAGGCAGGGGUCAUAGCCCACUGGGUUCACCCACCGCUAGAAAGGCAUCAGCAGCUUCAAGCCCGCAGGCAGAGACCAUGGGCAAGGCAAAGGAGCUGUUUGUGCUGUGCGACAAAGAGGGGAAGGGCUUCAUCACCAAGCGCGACAUGCAGAGGCUGCAGAUGGAGUUGCCUCUUUCGCCUGAACAGCUGGAGACCGUGUUUGAGAGUCUAGACCGCCGAAGCAAUGGUUUCCUUACUCCACUGGAAUUCAGCACCGGACUUGGUGAACUGAUGGAGCAGAAUGACUCGACAGGGCAAAGCCAAGACCUUACAGACAAGGAAAGAGAACAGGUCGACUGGUCUGAGAGUUCGGCUGCAAUUACACUCACUCACCUACUAAAUGAACUUGGCGCAGACAAACUUUUUGACAGUCAGCAGGAGCUCUGUUCUCUGUGGUGUGAGCUCCAGAGAGAGCGUCCAGAGCUGCUGUGUCUCCUGGAAGGCAUCCUGCUCCAUGCCUUGACCCAUUUACAAGACUCCAUCAGAGAGCGAGACAGUCUUGAACAGGCUUUGCGCAGACGGGAGACUGAACAUGAUCAAGUUGUUCGGUCCAUCUAUGAAGAAAUGGAAAACCAGCUCCGUGAGGAACAAGAGAAACGCCUUGCUCAGGAUAGUGUCAAACAGAAGCAAAAAGGCUUACAGCUUGAAGAAGAGUUGAAGAUGCGGGACCAAGAAUUGGAGAUAACGCUCAGCAGACAGAAAGAGCUGGACGCCAGAAUGCAGCAGCUUAUAUGUGAGCAAGUAAGCAUGAAGGAGAAGAACCACCAGCUGCGUAGCCUCAACAUGCAGCUCCAGGAGCAGGCGGAGAGCAGCAGAGACCAGCUGCAGGCUGCUUUGGGUCAGCUGGCCCAGCUGCAGCUCAGCGCUGCCAAGGAGCAAGUGGCCAGACAACAAAAUGUGAUAAAGGUGUCAAGAAACAUGCAAAAAGAGAAGGAAAGUCUCUUCAGACAACUAGAGCUGUUAAGGGACAUGAACAAAAACCUUCGGGACGAGAAAGAUGCCCAAUUGACAAAGAAGAGGAAUCUGAAUAUGGCGCAGAGUUUGCUGAAAAGAGGGUCAGUCGUAGGGCAGUACUUUCUCCAAGACAAGCCAUUGCAAAGACGCCCGAUCUCAUGUGAUGGGUUGGAGCUUGUCAAAGAGAAAAAAGCAGUCAAAUCAAACACAUCUCAGAGUUGCCAUCCGUCAUGUAAAGUCAGGUGUGACGGUGAGAGCGUUGGACAGAACAGACUCGUGAGUCCUCAGCAGGUGUUCAAGGUGGUCUUCUUGGGUAGCACAGGGGUGGGUAAGAGCUCCUUCAUCCAGCACUACUGCACAGGACAUUUCUGCAGUCCUUUGAGCACUACUGUUGGGAUAGACUUCCAGAUGAGGACGCUCAUUCUGGGCUCCACCUCCAUCACCCUCCAGCUAUGGGACACUGCAGGCCAGGAGAGGUUUCGCUGCAUCACGGAGCAGUAUUACCGCAAGGCUGACGGCGUUCUGGUUGUGUAUGAUGUCACUCAGGCGGCCUCCUUCACCGCUGUGAGAGGGUGGAUGGAAUCAGUGGAGGAGAAGAUGUGCGACGGCGCUGUGCUGAUGAUGCUGGGGAACAAGGUUGACCUAGCAGACGUUUCGGAAAAUAGGAAAGUGAUGACUAGUGAUGGGCAGAAGUUGGCACAACAGCACCAAGCUUUGUUUUACGAGUGCAGUGCUAAAACUGGAUAUAAUAUGGAGGAGCUGAUGACUCACCUGGCUCAGAUGUUGGUUGCCCAGAUUGAUCGACAACGUGAAGACACACUUUCCCUGGCACAGUGUGCCGCACGAAGAGGUUGCUGUGCAUGAUCAGCGGACGUUUUCAAGAAGGGCACGAUUUGUUGGCCUCGCAGUUCGUUAGUUGGGACAGUUCUGAGUUAAAAGUUUAAAUUACACAACUGGACAGUGAAGUCCAGAGAUUAA
Messenger RNA from Nerophis lumbriciformis (worm pipefish), 2175 nucleotides. NCBI's taxonomy places the organism in Eukaryota, Metazoa, Chordata, Actinopteri, Syngnathiformes, Syngnathidae. The record is from RefSeq and is a predicted model, not a curated record.